AUGGCUUACAACUACAGAACGGGAGAUCGAACGGUAUCCAAUAUUGUAAAAGAGGUAGCUGUCGUUAUAUGGCAACGUAUGCAACCAAAAUACCUUCCAGAACAUACGGCAAACGUAUGGGAGUCAGUUGCUACCAGAUUUGAACAAAGAUGGCAAUUUCCGCAUUGCGUUGAAGCAGUGGAUGGGAAGCAUGUCGUAAUCAAAAAGCCUGCAAACAGCGGUUCUUCUUACUAUAAUUAUAAACACACUUUUUCUGUGGUUUUAUUAGCUACAGUUGAUGCGGACUACAAAUUUAUCACCGUUGAUGUUGGAGCUGAUGGGAAGAUUUAG
Messenger RNA from Onthophagus taurus, 330 nucleotides. RefSeq lists its product as uncharacterized. The record is from RefSeq and is a predicted model, not a curated record. Lineage: Eukaryota; Metazoa; Arthropoda; Insecta; Coleoptera; Scarabaeidae.